AGAUACAGUACGUAUGAUGGUACUGGUACUCAUUGUGCUUUUCUUCCCUAAUAUCCCGCCAAUCCAAACAAACUCCGCAUUGGGCUUGGCACGGAUCUGCAAGUAACACAACCAAUCCCAUCCCAGGCCACCAGAGCUUACAAAGCUACACGGCCAUGGCUUUCAAAGUACAGAAUUUGGAUUUGCUGGCCUCACGAGUCGCGAGCCACGUUUUGAGAUACAACGUGGCGCAAGCCGCGGCCAAAAGGAUCCCCCUAGCAUCCGCUUCCGCGUCCGCAUCCACCUCUCAACCUCCCCCUCCGAGGCAUGAGCUGAUCCUGUACGACUUUGAGGGAUCCCCCUGGUGCCGAUUGGUUCGAGAAUAUGCUACGAUACUGGAUCUCACCCUUCACAUCCGACCGUGUCCGAGGGAAACCCUGCUGUUCGGAGAGGGAGCCUUUAGCGCGAAAUCGAGGUUCCGGCCGGAAGCCAUGGAAUGGUUCAAGAGCAGAUGCUACCGCUGCAGCCGGGAAACGGACUUGUGUAGCGCGAACAGCGAGGCGAUCAUACAGUCAACAAUAGAAGAAGACGAAGAAGAGGAAGUCGACAACAGGGACAAUUUGACGUUUCCUUUGUUGGUGGAUCGAACCAACGCAAAGAUUUCUACCGAAGAGAACAGCAAAUUCAGUGACCACGGCGUGGUAGUGCUGACCGAGAGCUAUGACAUCUUGUGCCAUCUCUGGAAGCACUACGGGGCAUCCGUAGUGCAAUCCGAACCAUGCGGGGGCGGAAGCGGAAAUUCCAGGCGUCGGCCGGACCAAACCGUGAAUUCCUCCUCGGUGCCGUUUCCGAUCCGUUUUCUGUCCCUGGCCGGGCCUUCCUACCUGAGACCGUGGCCGAGGUGCGGGCUCAUGCGAUUUCCCUGCUCGCGUUCAUCCACCGCGGCGGUCCCGCUCUCGUCUCCCGAAGAACCCGGGGGACGACCGCAGCAGCCCGCACUCACCCUGUACCAGGCGGAGGGCUGCCCGGAAUCGAGGCUGGUCCGGGAAGUCCUCUGUAGCUUGGAGAUUCCAUACCGUUCCGUCCCGGUGGCGGACGGCUCGUCCAACCGCUUGCCGAAUGCCUCGGAUUCGAGGAACCACGGGGCGACCGAUGAUGCUAGAGAUGGCGGCAAAUCGCUUCGGAUCCCCCUGCUGGAGAUUGCUCCACCGAAUGAUUCUGUUAUUGCCGCUACACCAGAGACGGCCGGUACCAGCAGCAGCAUUGGCGUCAUUUAUCGUGUCGGUGCCCGGGAAUGUGUUGACUACCUCCGCGACAACUUUUACCGCCGGAGCGGCGCACCCAAACACCACGACGACCACGGCAGGGAUGGAGACACCCCGACCUGGUUGGAUCCGUUGCCGGAAGAAAACCUCGGCCGCGGGUCCGAUGGCGAUGGGAGCAACUCGCUGGCGAUCGGAGCCUAUACCGCAUUUUUGAAAGGAAGCAGGGCCUUUGUUCCGGCCCGGGCCAUGAAAUGACAAGAGAAGAAAACUGCAGUUACUGCGACGGCGAUAGAAACAAUAGAAACAACAAGAACAUAAUAGAUUAUAGAUGACGAA
This is a messenger RNA of Pseudo-nitzschia multistriata, 1580 nucleotides long. NCBI's taxonomy places the organism in Eukaryota, Bacillariophyta, Bacillariophyceae, Bacillariales, Bacillariaceae. The record is from the annotation of a GenBank genome assembly.